UCCGCUUCCCAGUCAGAGGUUAUGUUGAAUCACAUGACAGUUUCCCCUCGCGUGUGUGGUAGUAUAAUGCUUGUUGACAUUGUCAUUUUUUGAGAGACCGAAGAAGCCGAACCAGCAGAAAGUCCAGCGGGCGCCUCUCUUACAUGCCAAGGCCUUGGCAGUAAACGGGUAUUCGCUAUCACGUCGCCAUGCUGUGCAGAGGACUUACUCGUCAACUUUCUUGCGCCCGAGUGCUUCUGUGCCGACAGUCAACCUUAUCCGACGGCGUGAUCGCAACAGGAGCAGAUAAAAGUCAAAUCGUGAAUGAAAAUGAACUACGGCCAUUAUAUAUGGACUUUCAAGCUACCACACCUAUGGACCCAAGAGUACUGGAUGCUAUGUUGCCAUAUGAGGUGAAUUAUUAUGGAAACCCUCAUUCUAGGACACAUGCUUAUGGAUGGGAGAGUGAAAAAGCUGUAGAAAAAGCAAGAGGGCAAGUUGCUGACCUUAUAGGAGCUGAUCCAAGAGAGGUUAUCUUUACAAGUGGAGCAACAGAAUCAAACAACGUCUCAAUUAAGGGCGUUGCAAGGUUUUACAAGUCCAAGAAGAAACAUGUUAUUACGACACAGACCGAACAUAAAUGUGUGCUAGAUUCUUGCAGAGCCCUGGAAGCAGAGGGCUUUGAAGUCACAUAUCUGCCAGUUCAAAAGAAUGGGCUGAUAGAUUUAAAAGUCUUGGAGGAUGCCAUCCGCCCUGACACAAGCCUUGUGUCUGUUAUGACAGUGAAUAAUGAGAUUGGUGUGAAACAGCCAGUGAAAGACAUAGGCCAUAUUUGCAAGUCGAGGAAUGUUUUUUUUCACACUGAUGCUGCUCAGGCAGUUGGAAAAAUACAUCUGGAUGUUAAUGACCUCAAGAUAGAUUUAAUGUCAAUCAGUGGGCAUAAAAUCUAUGGCCCCAAAGGAGUUGGUGCAGUGUUUGUGCGUCGAAGGCCUCGUGUACGGGUGGAGCCUCUACAGAGUGGUGGUGGACAAGAGAGAGGUCUGCGGUCGGGAACUGUACCCACUGCUUUAGCUGUGGGGCUUGGAGCUGCUUGUGAGAUAGCUAAACAGGAAAUGGAGAGUGAUCAUAAAAGAAUUAAGAUGUUAUCCGAGCGCCUGGUCCAGAAAAUCAUGUCUGAAGUCCCAGAUGUAGUACUGAAUGGGGAUCCAGAGCAGCGAUAUUCAGGUUGUAUCAAUCUGUCGUUUGCCUAUGUUGAAGGAGAAAGCCUACUGAUGGCUCUGAAGGAUGUAGCCCUAUCUUCCGGCAGUGCCUGUACAUCUGCAUCCCUGGAGCCAUCUUAUGUAUUACGAGCAAUUGGCGCAGAUGAGGAUCUGGCACACUCAUCAAUAAGGUUUGGCAUUGGCCGCUUCACUACUGAGGAGGAGGUGGACUACACAGUAAAGAAAUGUGUGCAGCAUGUCAGGAGGUUGAGAGAAAUGAGUCCUUUAUGGGAAAUGGUCCAAGAGGGAAUUGAUUUGAAGAGCAUUAAGUGGACUCAGCACUGAACAGGAAGAAAUGCAUUCAACUUAGAAGAUGUACUUCACUGCUAAAUUUCUGAAAUACCACCUCCUUUGCUAGAGGCUCUGUCGGUGUAUCUUGUUGGGCUCAUUUCAUUCCUGCACACGCACAACUAUUGCUUGAGUGGGAGUUAUCAAAUCACGCACAAAGAAACAGAUGAAUGUUCUAGUUUGGCUUGUAGAACUAUUCUCUUUUACUAAUAUUUGAGACAUAUAGUUUGACAACUGAACUAUUACAGUCCAAGGUUUCAUGCACUACCCUGUUAUGUCAAAGGUUUUAAAAAGAAAUUCAGAAAUUGUACAUGUAACUGAUAAUAUGAAUUUGGACCAGUUUUUAAGAGAUGUUCUGAUACUUGUAGAUGUUAUUGAAAAUAUAAUACAAAUAUAUAUUUUUCAUUGUAUGCCAUACUUCAUAAAGAGUGUAUGGUGUGCACUGUGUUUGCUUUAUUCUUUAGAGCUGUGGGAAUCAUUCAUACAGUAUAUCGCUUCUCAUUUAUCUUAAACAUAUGCAAUAAUGUCUGUGUAGCCUUCUGUUAUAAAAUGUGUAUCUGACCAUUAGUAACUGUAAAUUUGUUCUUUUAUAAUGACCGAAUAAAUGUGUUGCUUGCUUUG
Molecule: messenger RNA, 2147 nt
Organism: Polypterus senegalus (gray bichir)
Lineage: Eukaryota; Metazoa; Chordata; Cladistia; Polypteriformes; Polypteridae
Gene: nfs1
Product: NFS1 cysteine desulfurase
Exons: 13
Coding region: 189-1523 (444 amino acids)
Biological process (GO): [2Fe-2S] cluster assembly
Cellular component (GO): cytosol; nucleus; mitochondrion
Molecular function (GO): cysteine desulfurase activity; pyridoxal phosphate binding
Source: RefSeq, a predicted model, not a curated record